UAUAGUGAAUAUAGAAAAAAAAAUAAAUUUCUUAGGAAAAUAAAAAAAUAAAGCCCUUAUAAAUUUAAUAAUAAUGGAAAGUCAAACAAUGAUUUUUACCAACAGUCCGUAUACUACACCACCUAUACCGUCGACGUUUUAUGCAUCAUAUCACACCCCGCCAUAUACAUUCAACUACAGUGCGUGGCCGGAGGCAGCAUAUCAGCCAUUUAGCAUGAACGAGGAUGUUUUACAAAUGCAACAACAGUUGAGAUUCCCAACACCCCCCAUCACCCCUCCCAGAGGCUAUAAUUACACAACUGCAGAACCUGCACAAGAACCAGCCGAACAUCAACCUAAAACUCAACAACAACGUACACAAUCGGUUAUUAUGAAAGUUGGUCAUGAUCAAAACCCACAAUAUCUACCAGCCGAUUUAUCUUGUGACACCUUAGCGGAGGAGAACAAACAUGACCAUUCUGGACUUCAUGAUCAUCAUCUUCAUCAACUACAACAACAGCAACAAUUACAUAAUGACACUCCCAGCAGUGGAACCUCAUCACCCACCUCACACAAUGAAUUUAUUUGCGAUUGGAUAGAUUGUGGCAGAUACUUUGAAAGUCUAGAGUUAUUAGCGCACCAUGUAACCCUAAUACACGCCGUGGCCUCAUUAACCGAUGGCCUCUAUUAUUGCCGGUGGUCGGGAUGCCAGCGCACUGAACGAGGAUUUAAUGCUCGCUACAAAAUGUUGGUCCAUGUACGUACUCAUACCAAGGAAAAGCCUCACCAGUGUCAUUUAUGUGACAAACGCUUUUCAAGGGCUGAGAAUCUUAAGAUCCACAUACGUUCUCAUUCUGGUGAAAAGCCCUACAUAUGCACCUUUGAAGGCUGCAACAAAGCCUACUCAAACUCUUCAGAUCGUUUCAAACACACACGUACCCACUCUAUGGAAAAACCUUACAUGUGCAAAGUUCCUGGCUGCCAGAAACGCUACACAGACCCUUCCUCCUUACGUAAGCAUGUGAAAACGUUUAAGCACUCGAUACAAAUUGUGGAUUUCAAGGCUUCAGCUAAUAUUCAACAACCAACAUCCUUCAACAAAAAUGUAGAAGAAGAAUCUCGUUUUUCAUCCCUGGAAUCAGGACACAAAUAUCCCUCACACCUCAGCUUACCAAUUGCAUCUACAGCUACAACUCAGGAUUCAUUUUGCAUGGCUAUGGAAGAAAUGUGUCACAUAAAAGCAACUCUCAAUUGUUACUCUGCUCCCAUGUCGACUCCAGCCGACCAGGAAUCAUAUUGGUUGCAAGAAGAACCCGAAACAAAAGACUCCCUCCUUCAUUAUCAUCAUCACCCAUCAGCGUAUCAGCGAGUUGCCGAUUACACUAUGCAAUUAGAUUUAACUACAGAUAAGCCACUCGAUCUUCGAGUCAAACGUUGUUGAAUAAAUCAGUGAGCGCUCUGAAUUUUUGCAGAGAUCAGAGAGUUGCAAGAGUAUUAUUAAGAAUUUGCACACCUAUAACAUGAGCCAUUAUAAAUUCUAGUCUGACUUUAGUCUUCCUACUUAGAUUUAUUAUUAUUAUUAUUUUGUUUUCUUUUAAUAAUUAUUUUAUUAUUUUUUUAAGUAUAAAUUCAAUAAAAAUUUCUUUUUGUUCUUUAGAAAAUAAGGAAUGCUAAAUACAAAAAACUACUAUUUUGCACUCAUUCAAGAAA
Molecule: messenger RNA, 1689 nt
Organism: Calliphora vicina (urban bluebottle blowfly)
Lineage: Eukaryota; Metazoa; Arthropoda; Insecta; Diptera; Calliphoridae
Gene: sug
Product: sugarbabe
Exons: 2
Coding region: 74-1420 (448 amino acids)
Biological process (GO): regulation of transcription by RNA polymerase II
Cellular component (GO): nucleus
Molecular function (GO): DNA-binding transcription factor activity, RNA polymerase II-specific; RNA polymerase II cis-regulatory region sequence-specific DNA binding
Source: RefSeq, a predicted model, not a curated record